GAUGGCGCUCAUCCGCUCAAACCGAGGCGUGGUUACUGACAGGUGGAUCGUUGCUUUUCUCAGUUGCUCUGCAUCGGUACUUUCUAUACACCAAGGAAAUUUCCAGUUACUUGCGGGGAACUUUACUACAACUCUGUCAACAUGCCCAAAUGCCCAAAGUGCAUGAAGGAAGUAUAUUUUGCGGAGAAGGUGACAUCUCUGGGGAAAGACUGGCACAGACCCUGCCUGAGGUGUGAGAAAUGCAACAAGACCCUGUCUGCUGGCUCCCACGCAGAGCAUGAAGGAAAGCCGUACUGUAACAAACCGUGCUACUCUGCACUCUUUGGACCCAAAGGAUUUGGACGUGGAGGCACCGAGAGCCACACAUUCAAUUAGAUUCUGACACAGACUACCUACCGGUGGACCCAAGGGUUUGCAGGGGACUGCCAGAUACAAUUCAGCUGCCUUUUCAUGUAUUGCUAAAGCAAGUGACCAAUGCAAGCACUUUCAGUUUGGACAUACCAGUUUAUCACCACUGAAGGCCAGUUUACACCAGACUAUGCCUAAACUAUGUCCAGGGCCCCAAUCUGUGUCCAGGUUUUUUUUUUAUUUUAAACAAUUAACUGUAGUUUCCUAUACCGCAAACUAUUGGAAAGACUAUUCAAAUUGUUUGUUUUUUCAUAAUUAAACAUUCAGUUUUUCAUUUGAAA
Messenger RNA from Electrophorus electricus (electric eel), 689 nucleotides. It is a transcript of the gene crip1, whose product is annotated as cysteine-rich protein 1. The record is from RefSeq and is a predicted model, not a curated record. Lineage: Eukaryota; Metazoa; Chordata; Actinopteri; Gymnotiformes; Gymnotidae.